Molecule: messenger RNA, 990 nt
Organism: Stylophora pistillata
Lineage: Eukaryota; Metazoa; Cnidaria; Anthozoa; Scleractinia; Pocilloporidae
Biological process (GO): protein phosphorylation; necroptotic signaling pathway
Molecular function (GO): ATP binding; protein kinase activity
Source: RefSeq, a predicted model, not a curated record
AUGAAACAGGAGGUUGCACGAUUGCAGUCGCAACUACGAAAGAAAGAGUUAAGAGAGGCUAGAAUCGUAAAGGAAAUGGAACAGCGCGAGAAAGAUUCACAUAGAGAACUAGAGGAAAUGGCGCAGCAGCUGAGAAACGUGACAAAGAAAGUUAGAGAUCUGAAGUACGUGAAAGAAGAAUUGUUAAGUGUCGGGAAGCAACCACAUGAAAAAGAUGAACCAAUGUCCAUUUUAAAGCGUCAAGUUGCUAUCUUAAAAGACCAGUUAAGAGCGAGAGACCAUGAGAUAAGUGAACUUCAAACAACUCUUUCAGUAACCAGACGAAAGUUAUUUGAGCGUAAAGCUCAAGAAUCACCAGACUGGGUUAUUUCUCGUGAUCAAAUUCAAUUGACGGACAAACGUCUUAGUCAUGGAGCUUGGGGGUUUUGGGUCGAAGGCAAGUAUUUUGGAUGUGUCGUAGCUGUGAAACAAAUCCACGAGACAGUUAGAAGUCCUUACAAUCAUACACUAUUUGAACGAGGAAUGCUUAUGGCUUCAAGCUGUCGCCACCCUUGUUUGCUGCAGUUCAUUGGAGCAACAAAAGACGAAGGAAGUCAAUUGUAUGUAACAGAGCUCAUGGAAACGAGUUUACAAGCACUGUUAGAGAACCAACUUCUCUGUCAGACAGAAAUCUUCGUUAUUUCUCUGGAUGUCGCUCGAGCUCUAAACUAUCUCCACCAAAAACAUCCCUGCCCUAUUCUUCAUCGUAAUGUGAGCAGUUCAAAGGUGUUACUGUGGCGACAGGGGGUACAGUGGCGAGCCAAGCUCUCAGGUUGUGGCACCGUUAAUUUUAAGAAACACACCACGACAAUGUAUCCUGGAGAUCGGCGUUACAGUGCACCUGAAGCAAUGACUGCGAAUCAAACGGAAAAGGUGAAACUUUUCUUCAAAAUGACCGCUUUUUCUGUUAAAACCGUUAUGGUAGAGCUCCUCAGUUUUAUUUUCUUCUAA